UUUUGUUUUCAGGGACAGGAUUGGAAUCCGAGGGAGGGAGGCGAGAGCGGAGGCACUUCCUGAUAGACGCCUCACGUCUUCUGCCAGCACCUGCCUCGUCCUCUUCAUUCCCUCUCUGCGGUCGGGUUUGUCGUAGAACAGGAUGCCCUACAAGGAUCUGGUUAAAUGCUGGCACCAUGGCGUCCUGGCGGCGGAGAAGAACGACUUGGACGCGGCCUUGGAGAAUUUCACCAGUAUGGAGGAUCCUCCCUCAAAGAUCUGGUUCAACAUUGCUUCCAUUCACCUCCUGAAGGAAGACUUCCUGAGCGCUCUGCAGUCAUACAGUGAGUCUGUGACUAAGGACCCGUGCCUGGCUGUUGGGUUCUUCCAGAGGAGCUAUGUUCAUUUUAAGCUGGAGAGGUAUGAGAAGGCCCUGGGUGACUGCCACAUGGCGAUGGCGCAGCUCAGAAACAACAGCGUUAUAGACUACAAACAGCUGGGUCUGCACCACCUGCUUUAUGCCUGGGAGGUGCUAUAUAACACAGCAGUUAUACUCUGUUACCUGGGAAAAUGGGAGAGCGCAGAGCAAAAGAUCGACGAGGCUGUCACGUGGCUGCCAGGGGAAAUCAGGAACGCCAAGCUUGAAGCUGCCCAGGCUCAGAUUCGGAGUCAACAUCUCCUUCAGCCAAUGCACAUACCGGACGGGGAGAUAUUCAGGCCUCGAAAGCAGGAAGUGGAGCAGCUGAAUUCCAAAGAUUUCUUGGGCAAACCAAAGGUCAUCUCAUCGGUGGUUCCCAAUGAUCAGUACAGUGGUUUCGAGCCCCUCCGCCCCCAGAAGCCGGGCUUUUACCAGCCGUGCCAGGAAGCCAUACAAGGUCGGGAUGCCGGAUACCACCGCGUUAUGGUCCAUUACUAUCCUGAAGACUCUGGGGAGGUAGCGGUGAAGGCCAACAGCAUCUUGUUCGUUCUGAAUAAACAUGGAGACUGGGCGACGGCCAUCCACGACGGGCAAAAAUUUCUAAUUCCUACGAAUUUUUUGGAACCAGUGGAUGCACCUAAAGCAGAUAUGAAGAAAAUUAAUAAUGGGAUUCCGCUGCCCCCCAUGAAGAUGCCGCCCACCAGACCCAAUGCAAAGGCUGCAGGUAACGCGCUACUACCUCAGCAAGUACCACCACAGCCCACGGCUGACCAACCAGUAGCCAAUGAGAAUCCAUUAAGAGAAGAUCUAGGUGUUCCUUCGAAAGACGAACAGGUGGUGGCCACCAUAGUCCAUGCAGAAGAUAAGGAUGAGAUAGCGAGGGGUGCUCCUUCAGAAGAAGGACAAUCAGGGGAGACGACCAUCCAUCCUGGACCACUGGAGAGGACGUCACCUACCAUGAUCAAGGAAGCCGACCCACCUAGACCUUUUCAGAGAGUACAAAUGGUCGUCACUCUACAAAGCUGUGCACCCGUCAACCAGGAGGCCAAAAAGGAAAUUACAGGGACUGACAAAGUGAAGGUAAAUGAAGCAGAGUCUUCACCAUUGGAGGAGGACGUUAUCGCCCUGCAGGUGCACACAGAGUUCACCGUAGACUUAUCAGUGAGCAAGAACAUCACCUACCAGGAGCUACAGCGCCUCCUCAGGGAGGAACUGAAACAGCAUGGGGAACAGAUGAACAUCCAACUUAGUUACAGGGAUAUUGAGGGUAACCAGUUAACGUCCGUGAAGAAUGAUGGAGACCUACGGGGGAUGUGGAAUCAAGCGAAGAACAACAGACUGAUGCUGUGUUGUAAGGACGCCCAUCACUGCGUGGGGAGGCCCAUCCUCUAUCGCAUGAAAGCCAUCCACACCUACACAGCCGAAGGACCAGAAGAUCUGCCCUUUAAAAAGGAUAACGUCAUUGAUAUCUUCUCAGAAGUAAAUGAAGAAUGGUUGGAGGGUCACUGCAAUGGAAGUAUCGGGAUAUUUCCAAGGUGCUUUGCCAUCGAAGUCAGUGAGCAGGACGCAUCAUAAAGAUAGAGGAACGAGAACUGACGCCAUAUUCUGAUCUGCAUCUCGAAGUAUCUCUGUGGGACGGCGGCCACACAAUUUAGUGGAAGUCCGUUACCAAUAAGUCUGUAUAGUAUCGCAAUAGGAUUGGGGGAGGGUGGGGGGGGGGGUUACUGGAUGUUGGAGAUCAAAUUCAUAUAGGUCUGAAAGUUGUACAAUCUGUGAUGAUCCCGGUUCUCCAUUCUAAUUUCAUUUUUUAUAUUUAAUGUUAUUUAUGAAAGAGGCGAUACAUGUAGCUGAUGUGAGAUUAUAUAUGUGCAAUUUUAAAGGGGUUGUCUAUAUCUGGGAGAUUGGUGGCAUAUUGCUAGUUUUUCAGCAGCCGGGACUGGGAAACUGGUCAGAGCUGAGGGAAAGAUGGAUGGUGCCUAAAUACGGGGAUAUUCUUCAGCAGAACCUGCCCCGCUCUGCGCGUGAUCUGAGGCUAGGACGGAGGCUCGCCUUCCAGCAGGACAAUGACCCCAAACACACGGCUAAAGCAACA
This is a messenger RNA of Bufo bufo (common toad), 2489 nucleotides long. It is a transcript of the gene NOXA1, whose product is annotated as NADPH oxidase activator 1. The record is from RefSeq and is a predicted model, not a curated record. The coding region runs from base 143 to 1972 and encodes 609 amino acids. NCBI's taxonomy places the organism in Eukaryota, Metazoa, Chordata, Amphibia, Anura, Bufonidae. Gene Ontology annotation, biological process: superoxide anion generation. Gene Ontology annotation, molecular function: superoxide-generating NADPH oxidase activator activity; protein binding. The transcript has 16 exons.